GUGUGGGUCAUGUGAUGGGUCAGAUUGGAAGUAGCGAUGCUGAAAGGAAAAGGAAGGAAGGCUUCUAUGUACAUCACGAUCACAGUAGUUGACAGUAGUGCCGUGUCCGUCUAAGGGAGUGGAACUAAACGGUUUUCCGGUCGUUCAUACUUCACUUUCAUUCAGAUUGAUUUCAUUUCGCACCAGCUGGUACGACAUUAUUUUCCACCCAACAUUUUUCCUUGGCCUUAUAUUUUCUUAUUAUAAUUUUUAAUAAUUAAUUUAUAUUGCUUGGAAGUUUUUUCGCCGAAUUAAAUUUAGUGCAACAGGCAACCAGUGAUUUCGAACAAAUGAGAAAGUGCUUCACAAAGAAGCUAUGAUGGAUACUCACACGACAUUUGGCCGAAAAAGUGGUUGCACAAUUUCAAAAUGUGGAGGAUUUUUAUUGGGUUCGGCUUUUCUGCUGGGCCUCGUAACAACCGGACUUCUAGUUUUUCAUUUUGCUCCCUGCUUAGAAGGGAAAAAAAUAAAACCCUAUGAAGAUUUUUUUGGAAGUACAAAUCUUCAAGCUAUCAGGACAUUAGCAACAAAGGAUAAAAUUGAUGUCAGACUUCCAAAAUCUGUUAUUCCUGACACCUACGAGCUGAAAUUGACCCCCUUUAUUUGGGAGGGUAAUUUCACUUUUAACGGAGAGGUCAAUAUAAUUGUAAAUGCAACAGAGAAAACAAAAAAUGUAGUUCUACAUGCUGUCGAUCUGGCAAUUGAUAAAAAAUCAACAAGUUUAAGAGAAUACAAUUUGAAUAACAACAAUUCGAAAUUUGUUCAUAUAGAAAAUCAGCAAAACGAUUCUGCCAGAGAAUUUUUUAUAAUCAGAACUGCUGAAUAUCUCAAGCCUGGAAAACAAUAUAUUUUAUAUUUGAAAUUCGUAGGAUACCUCAAUGAUUUUCUCGAAGGUUUUUACCGAAGUUCUUACAAAGUUAAGAACGAAACAAGGUGGAUUGCGACGACUCAAUUUCAAGCAACCGAUGCCCGACGUGCUUUCCCCUGUUUCGAUGAACCAGCUCUUAAGGCGAAAUUUCAAAUUAGCAUUGCCCGACCAAAAAAUAUGACAUCGAUUUCAAAUAUGCCACGGAAAGGAGAACCUGAACCAUUCGCUGGUUUGCAUUCUUACGAAUGGGACCAUUUCGAACGUUCUGUGCCAAUGUCGACAUACCUCGUAGCUUUUAUUGUCUCUGACUUUAAAAUUUUGAAAUCCAGUGAUGAUAAAUUUGGAGUUUGGGCACGAAGUGAGGCUUUAAAUCAGUCACACUACAGUUUAAAGAUUGGGCCCCAAAUUUUGAAACACUAUGAAGAUUAUUUCCAAAUUAAGUACCCUCUCCCCAAAAUGGAUAUGGUCGCCUUACCAGACUUUGGAGCUGGUGCUAUGGAAAAUUGGGGUCUCAUAACUUACAGAGAGACUGCAAUGUUGUAUCAAGAAGGAGUAUCUACAAGCAGUAAUCAGCUACGAGUAGCUGCUGUUGUAGGUCACGAAUUGGCUCAUCAAUGGUUUGGAAAUCUCGUUACGCCCAGUUGGUGGUCGGAUCUUUGGCUUAAUGAGGGUUUCGCUAGUUACGUGGAAUACAUAGGAAUAGAUUCCGUGGAACCAGAAUGGAAGGUUCUGGAACAAUUUGUCGUUGAUGAAGUUCAUAAUGUCUUUGCUUUGGAUGCUUUGGAAUCCUCUCAUCCAAUUUCAAUCCAAGUUGGUCAUCCAGAUGAAAUUGAUGAAAUUUUCGAUAGAAUAUCCUACGCGAAGGGUGCUUCUAUCAUCAGAAUGAUGGAUCAUUUCCUCACAACGGAGGUCUUCAAACAAGGACUUUCGAAUUACUUAAAAGAAAAGGCUUAUCAAAGCGCAGAACAGGACGAUUUGUGGGCUGCGCUGACCAAACAGGCUCAUAAGGAUAAGGCUCUUGAUCAGGAUGUAACUGUAAAGCAAAUAAUGGAUACCUGGACUCUUCAAACAGGUUUUCCUGUAGUGACUGUUACUCGUGAUUAUAAAAAUGGUGGCGCCUCUCUUACUCAGGAGCGAUUUAUGCUGCAAAAUAGUACUUCAUCUAUUUCAUCGAAACCAAUGCCUCUCUGGUGGAUUCCUAUUACAUACACGUCCGAGCAGAAACUAGAUUUCUAUAAAACGCGACCGUCUUACUGGAUGAAGGCGGAAAAGUCGCUUAGUGUAAAUGAGCUUGAAGCAAGUCCUUCUCAAUGGGUUAUUUUAAAUAUUCAACAAACAGGAUAUUAUCGUGUGAAUUACGACAAAGAAAACUGGCAGCUGCUCAUCAAGAAUUUAAAUCGAGCAAAUUUCAAAGAUAUCUCGACAAUAAACAGAGCUCAGUUGAUCGAUGAUGCCUUAAAUUUAGCUAGAGCUGGCAAAUUAAAUUAUUCCACUGCCUUAGAUGUAACUUCCUAUUUAGCCCAUGAAACAGAAUAUCUUCCCUGGAAAGCGGCUUUAACGGGCAUGGGCUAUUUGAAUGGAAUGCUAAUCAAAUUUCAAGGAUACGACAAAUUUAGGGUAUAUGCUUUGAAACUUUUGGACAACAUUUACAAGCAAACAGGUUUUAAAGAUUCUUACGAUGAUCCUCAACUAACUGUAUUCACCCGUAUCAAUGUGCUUAACUGGGCCUGCGCAUUUGGCCAUGAAGAUUGCGUGAGGAAUGCUGUUAAGCAGUUUAUUAAUUGGAGAAAUGAACCAAAUCCAGAUGAGAAUAAUCCAAUUUCACCAAAUUUGAAGAGUGUCGUCUACUGUACGGCAAUACGAGUUGGUGGACAAUCGGAAUGGGAGUUUGCUUGGCAGCGUUACGUAGCGAGCAACGUGGGAACCGAAAGAGAUCUUCUUUUAGGUGCACUCGGAUGUACAAGAGAAACUUGGUUAUUGAGCAGAUACCUAGACUGGGCAAUAACAGAUAAUUCAGGAAUAAGAAAACAAGACGUCACCCGAGUAUUUGGAUCAGUUGCCAAUAAUAUAAUUGGGCAACCACUGGCUUUCAACUACAUGAGGAAUAAAUGGAGUGAAAUUCGAAAAUACAUUGGAAGAUCUCUUACGAGUAUUGGUAGCAUUGUCAAAGCUGCUACAAAGAACAUUAACACCAAAUACGAGUUGAAAGAUUUGUUGGAUUUUGCAAACGAACAUGCAGAGGAUCUUGGAGGUGCGACUAGAUCAGUGCAACAAUCUGUUGAACAAGCUGAAGCUAAUCUCAGAUGGAUAGAACAAAAUCAUGAUACGAUUCGCGCAUGGCUAAACCGUAAUACUGCGUAAAAGUUAUAACUUGCGAAUACACGCUACGUGGGGGACAAAUUGAAAUAAGAAUUCGUCAUUGGGCCCAAAUUUUACAUUUUUAUUUUGAUAAAACGAACCGAGUAUUCUCGUAAUGCGAACAAAUCUAUAUUAAAUCUUCUCUGUAUCUAUUUGUAUAUAAAACGCGUGAUGUUAAUAUAUGAAAAAUAAUAUUAUAAAAACUAUAGACAGAUAAUCUACUAAUAAGUAAUAAGGUAAUGCAAAAAGUGUCCAAGAGAUUUGAAUAUGUAUAGAAAACAGUCGCCGUCUUUGGUGUACUUUAUUUUUCUUUGGUUUUUCGUCAGGAAAGCCUGAUGUUGCCAGAUCAAUGUGAAAGAAACUUUAAAGAAGAUUGUCACUUUACAUUUGCAAACCGUAAAAAAGCGCACAGCAUCAAAGCCUUUGCAACAAGUAUUCCUUUUUUCUAUGAGUAUCAUUAUGUGGUUAAAAAGUCGUCCAUUAAGAACAAUGUCAAAUAUAUAUAUAUAUAAUUAUAGAAACAGGUGUCUAAAGUGAUGCUAAGAUAUUUAUAACUCAAAUAUAAUUUUAAGAUUGUCUUAUCUCAAAAUGCCAUUGUCGGUAGAGCGGGAAUAAAACUGUAUGAUUGUGUACUUACAUAUUCGAAGACAAUCAAUUAUUUGAUAUAAAACUCAAA
This is a messenger RNA of Belonocnema kinseyi, 3941 nucleotides long. It is a transcript of the gene superdeath, whose product is annotated as aminopeptidase N. The record is from RefSeq and is a predicted model, not a curated record. NCBI's taxonomy places the organism in Eukaryota, Metazoa, Arthropoda, Insecta, Hymenoptera, Cynipidae. The transcript is spliced from 14 exons. Gene Ontology annotation, biological process: peptide catabolic process; proteolysis. Gene Ontology annotation, cellular component: cytoplasm. The coding region runs from base 356 to 3268 and encodes 970 amino acids. Gene Ontology annotation, molecular function: zinc ion binding; metalloaminopeptidase activity; peptide binding.